CUGGCCAGGCAGCCUUUCAGGGAAGAUGCAGCCACUUCUGCUUCUGUUGAUCUUCCUCCUACCCCCUGGGGCUGAGGCAGAGAAGAUAAUCGGAGGCCAGGAGGCCAGACCCCACUCCCGCCCGUAUAUGGCGUUUCUUCGGAUCCAGACUCCAGUAGGGCAGGGCAUAUGUGGGGGGUUCCUGGUACGAGAAGACUUUGUGCUGACGGCAGCUCACUGCAGGGGAAGACGUAUAAAUGUCAUCCUGGGGGCCCACAAUAUUCAGAGGCAGGAAAGGACCCAGCAACGCAUCACUGUGCGCAGAGCCAUCCCCCACCCUCAAUAUAAUCUGCAGACCCACCAGAAUGACAUCAUGUUACUGCAGCUGAGGAAUAGAAUCAGACGGAAUCGAGCUGUGAGCCCAGUGGCUCUGCCUCAGACCCAGGAGAGGCUGAGGCCCGGGGCGCUGUGCACUGUGGCCGGGUGGGGCCUGGUCAACCUGAACAGGAGAACAAGCAGACUCCACGAAGUGCAGCUCAGAGUGCAGAGGGAUGAGGAAUGCAAUCGCUACGGAUCCUACAACUUCCGAACACAGAUUUGUGUGGGAAACCCACAGGAGAGGAAAUCUGCCUUCAGGGGGGACUCCGGAGGCCCCCUGAUAUGUAACAAUGUGGCCCAGGGCAUAGUCUCCUAUGGAAAUAGUUGGGCAACUCCUCCAGCAGUCUUCACCAGGAUCACAAGCUUUCUGCCAUGGUUAAGGAGAACAAUGAGACGCUUCAAAGAGCCAGAUCAGAUUGAGAUGCCCCACCAUGACUGA
This is a messenger RNA of Carlito syrichta (Philippine tarsier), 796 nucleotides long. RefSeq names its product cathepsin G-like. Gene Ontology annotation, biological process: proteolysis. The transcript is spliced from 5 exons. Gene Ontology annotation, molecular function: serine-type endopeptidase activity. The coding region runs from base 26 to 796 and encodes 256 amino acids. The record is from RefSeq and is a predicted model, not a curated record. Gene Ontology annotation, cellular component: cytoplasm; intracellular membrane-bounded organelle. Lineage: Eukaryota; Metazoa; Chordata; Mammalia; Primates; Tarsiidae.